Molecule: messenger RNA, 762 nt
Organism: Dentiscutata erythropus
Lineage: Eukaryota; Fungi; Glomeromycota; Glomeromycetes; Diversisporales; Gigasporaceae
Source: the annotation of a GenBank genome assembly
AUGGGAAACAUUAAAUCGAAAAAAAAUAAUGAUAGUGCAUUCUCUAGAUCUAUGGAUGAGAAUGAAAUCGAUAGUUACCAAGUUAUACACAAUGUUUUUCGUUCUAUAUGGAAUGGAAACUAUAUGUCUCCUAUCACCCCAAUUUUAUUAUCUGGUGACGCCAAGGUUUUAGAUAUUGGUUGUGGACCAGGUACUUGGGCAUGCGAUAUGUCUUCGGAUUAUCGAAAUUCUACUUUUAUUGGAGUAGAAACAGUUCCAAUGUUUCCCAAUCAAAAACCAACCAAUGUAGAAUUUAAACUACAUGAAGAUUUUACUUCAAGAUUUCCAUUUGAGGAUAACUCUUUCGAUUUUAUUCAUUUGAGAUUUUGUUGGUAUUCUUUUACUUUUGAUCAAUGGAGAACGACUGCCAUAAAGGAAUUAGUUAGAUUGUUGAAACCAGGUGGAUGGUUAGAAUUUGUCGAUAUAUCGUUAGACGGUGAACAUUUAGGUCCUGUAACUACGGAUUUUAUUACAGACCGUAAUUCUGCGCCAAACCUUUCUUCCGAAGUAUAUCAUGAAAUGAGAAAAAUUCCUUGUGGUUCAUGGGGUGGAAAUCUUGGCGUGCAUCAUGAACAAGCUGUAAAAGGUCUUAUUUCAAAAAGUAUUGAUCAUUUACCUCAUAAAACUUCUCAGAAAAUGAUGGAACAAAUGUUAUAUGAAUUUAAAGAACGUAGAACUUAUUCUUAUUGUCAUAGGAUUUAUGUACAGAAAUUGGAAUUGUAA